CUGAGAGGGAGGCACCUCCGGAAAGGGGAGCCACGCGGCUGUGCUGGCAGGACCGCAGUGCCUGCCACCGCUCCGGAGAAAGCCCUCACGCCCGCGCUCGCACGUACGUGCACACAGCCAGCAGGGAGAGUGCACGCCAGAGCUUUUUAGUGCAGGGCGCCUUAAAGCGAUGGCAUCUGCCCUCCACAGCAAAAUCCACACGCCAGGCUCUAAAGCCGACGCCCGCGCUGGUGCGGACUGGAGAAUGGACUGUGAUCCCGAGAUGCACGUGAAAAUGUGCAAGAAAAUCGCUCAGCUCACCAAGGUGAUUUAUGCCCUAAAUACCCGCCAGGAUGAGGCAGAGGCCAGUGCGGAGUCACUGCGGGAAGCCCACCAGGAGGAGCUCCAGGAUGCGGUGGCUGAAACCAGGGCCAGGCUCCUGCAAGAACAGGGCCGCCCCAGUGAAGAUGCUGAGGCCCUUCUGAAGCGCAUCCAGACCCUGGAGAGUGCCUUGGAGCUGCAGAAGAGGCUGACACAGGAGGCCCUGGCUGAGUCAGCCUCCUGUAAGUUAGAAACCAAAGAGAGAGAGCUGCGGGCCUAGGCUGAGCAUGCUGAACGAGUCCUGACCCUUUCCAAGGAGAUGCUGGAGCUCAAAGCUGAUUACGAGAAGAGGCUCCUACUGCUGACUAACCACGAGGGCCCCCAGUGGGUCCCGCUAUCCCAAGAGAGCCCUGAUGCCACAGCUGAAUCUGGCCAGCGGCCAGGGAUGCACCAGGUCCUGCUGGAGGUGGAGCGACUGAGAUCUGAGAACCAGCAGCUGAGCCAGGAUUAUGCCCGCAAAGCAGAGGAGCUACAAGCCACCUAUGAGCGGGAAAAUGAGGCCAUCCGGCAGGCCAUGCAGCAGUCCGUUAGCGAGGCCCUAUGGCAGUGGCAGGAGAAGGAGUCAGGCCUUCGAAAGAACUUCCAGGUCCAGGAGUCAGCCCUGCAGGCUCAGGUCAGGAAGCUGGAAGGGGACCUGGAGCACAGAGGGCGCAAGAUAAGUGACCUGAAGAAGUACGCCCAGAAACUGAAAGAAAGGGUCCAGGACCUCGAUGUGCAGCUGAGGGAGGCUCGGCAGGAGAAUUCGGAGCUGAAGAGCACCGCGAGAAAACUCGGCGAGAAGUUGGCUAUUGCCAAAGACAGGUUGCUGCUACAGGAGUGUCACGUGACACAGGAAACUGAUGUUGUGAAGACUGAGAACGAAGUCCUGGGGAAAACGAAGGAUCUGGAAGUCUGCAGUCUUCAUCCUCAGCAGGACCAAGGCUUUCCCAAGUUGUGUCACUGCAGUAAAGGAGGCUCAGAAACAAAGACCAAGAAAGGAGCAAGCGGUGAAAUAGAGCGCUUGAAGCAGAAAUAUGAAGAGGACCUUCGUAAAGUCAGACAUCAGACCGAAGAUGAGAAGCAGCAGCUCCAGGAGCAGCUGGGGAAGCGCCUGGAGGACCUGGUGAAGAAGCACACUGUGGAAAUGAAGUCGGCGCGCUCUUCUGCGGAGGUGGAAAGAAAGAAACUGAAGGAAGUAGAAGCUCAAUUGGAAGAAGUAAAGACAAAAUCAGAAAGGGAGAUAAAGCAACUGGAAGACGAGAAAGCUGCCCUCAGUGUGAAGCUUCAGAAUUCUCUACUCGAGGAUCCACGCCCGAAGCCACAGGAUCCUUCUCUGGCACUGCCCAGAGAAGAGGACCCGGAGAAGCCGACAGCGGAAGAAGGAAGCAGCAGCGAUGAUGAAGAAGAAAGGAUUGGAGAGCCCCUCAAGGAAGGAAGUGAUCUACAGCCUCCCCAGGGCUCUGUGCUGAAGGAGAAGGCAGUGGAGACUGGACAUCAACCAGAGGACUGGCAAAGCCAAAAUGUCAAACUACAAACCCAGACCACAGCGGAGCUCCUGAAGGCCUCCGGUCACAGUGUCCAGAGCCAACACCAGGCACACCUACUGGAGCUCCAGGCCCUUGAGGAGGAAGCCAGACAAGAGCUGCAAGAGGAACAUGAGCAGACACAAGCCCAACAGCCUCUGCUGCUUGAGUCCCUGAGGCAGGAGCUGGCGGAGCAGCGAUCUGCCUCUGAGCAGCAGAAGGCCCUGGAGGUGCUACCGAAUGAGCAAAGGGCCCUGGGCACAAACCACACCUUCACUGCAGAGGAUGUAGGUGUUACAGGGCCUCCUGGUUCUGUGCCCUACGCUGCAGAGAAAGGGCUCCUGGAGGAGAACGCUCAGCUCCAAGACACUGUACUACGCCUGCGCGCAGAAGUGGAACAGCACCUGCAGGAGGCGCUGCAGCUGCGCGAGCAGCACCGGUUGCUGGAGGAGGACCAGAAAGCCCAGAGAGCCAUGGAGGUGGAAGCACUCCGUCAAGAACACCGGAAGGAGAUGCAGGCCAUGGUGGCAGAUUUCAGUGGUGCUCAUGCCCGGCUCCAGGCCAGGCUGGCGGCUCUGGAAGCCGAACUUAAAGAUUCUGGAGAGAAGCCAGGGAAAGGAACCUCGCGGCCCGAGGACCUGCAGCUCAUAGGCCGCCUGCAGACACGUCUGAAGGAGAGAGAGGACAUCAUCAGACAGCUGACGGAAGAGAGAAAAUUUCACUACGCAGCCUUCCCCAGUGCAAUGUCCCAUCGGAAUCGGUCCUUCUCAUUCAAUCCUCACCCAGGAUACUUGACCCCUUCCAUGAAGAAAAAGAAGAUGGAGGAAGUGCCCAGCCGAGUGGUCAGCGUGCCAAACCUUGCCUCCUAUGCAAAGAACUUUCUGAGCGGAGAUCUGAGCUCCAGGAUCAACGCCCCUCCCAUAACAAAGUCACCUAGCCUGGACCCAAGCCCCAGCUGUGGCCAGCCCACCAGUUACAAACCCACCCAGUUACUUGAUGGGAAAACUGCCACAAGGGCACAAGAUGGAGAACCAGGUCAAGCCAAAGAGGCCCCACAGAAGCAAGGCUCUCCGCAUCAGGAGUGGUUUACCAAGUAUUUUUCAUUCUAAGCUCAUCUUUGGGAUCUGUUCCAAGGAGUGCAUUAGAGAAUCGUUUCGACCAUCUGAAAGAAUGAAUUAAAAUCAUCCAGCCAGUAGCUAGCUGGUACUUUCAUGUGAUAGAUAGCUAAAACAAAGUGUGGCAUUAACAUUCCAGUUUCAUUGUGACACCUGCUUACUUUACAAUUCUUAUAGUUAAAGCUGAAACAAGCCAGUUAUUAAAAAGUAUCCCUUGGAAAAUGCUAUUAAUCUCUGAUGACCAAAUUACCCAUUGUAUUUCCAGUGCCUGUAAUGUCACACUCCACUUGGUGGGAUAUCAGACUAGUGACUGCCAUGGUCUGCUUUCAAAGUGAUUUUUUUUCUUGGUCAUCUCCAAAGAGUUAUGCUAUAUAUUUCCACAUAUGUAAGAUGAUAAUUUCAAAAUGCACAUCCAACCUCAAUAUGAAGAGGAAUAAAAUAAAGCCAAUGAAGACAAAACAUCAGACCUACCAGGAAUGGACUGAAGCAUGCUUGGACUGCAUGUUACAGUUUCCAAGGUCUAGCACAGGCCGCAGACUACAGAGGGACAACACCUACCUCAAAAGGGACUUUGCACAAUUAAGGAGCAUAGUUCAGGCGCAGCCAGCCAUCAGCCCGAACUGGAAUGCUCAGUGGACAGCUGCGCUUCACCCUGCCAGACAUAUCGGCUUCAGUGACCACUGUGCUAACAGUCUUGUGAGGGAUUCCAGACUGUCUGGUCUCUAAUGUCAAAGAUUGCUGGACCCCUGUCCUUUGAUCUGGGUCACCUGCCUCGGACGUUUGGCUUAACUACUGUGCAGACUCCCAGAAGAGCCGGGAACUGUCCGUGGUGCUGAACCUGCACUCUGCCCACCGUGUCUUACCCACUGACAGUAGAGCUGACCCAAGCUUUUAGUGGGUAGAAUCUUUUCUCUCUGGUGCUGGCCCAGCAAGUGGCUUAUCAACAGAUUCAAUUCUAUGCAUUGUCAAAUAUUUGCUCUUUGAAUAAAACUCUAAACUGGGCAAUAAAAAUGGCUAUUGGCUUGUAUAAUUAGAUUAAGAUAAAGCUCUGAAACAAAUUCCACAUUAAGCUCAAUCAGAUCGUCUACAAAUAAAAUGUAGGUGAUUAGAUCACUUUUAGAGAAAUGUAACUAAAACAAGUUAAAAGGCAAACAAGAUUUUUUUUUGCUUUGUUUUUCUUGUUAGAAUAUGAGUACCAUGUUAGAAUCCUGCCCCUGUUUAGGGUGAAGUGUCACACCACUGACCUACACUACCAGCCCUGUGACACAUUUUUGAAUGUAAACAUUUGUCACCAUAUUCAGAGUGCCACACUGUUUUUCAGUGCCAACUUUUUGUCUUUCCUGCUCAGGAUGUGUCUGAUAUAACCUGAAGACACUGCACGGUUGGGCUGCUGUACUAAAUCAAGACAGGGUUAAUUGAGACAACAGAAAUGGAUGACUUGAGAGCAGAGAUAUCUCCACGACAGGACCUCAUGUGCAAUGAAGCUGGUUUAGGCCUCUUCAGAAUGGGCCCCACGUGUUGGCAUUUCCUCCGUAUCCACCCUAGUCUUAGUGCAUCUCCAUUUUAACUCAAAAGUAUGGAAAGUUCUACUUAUUGUGUUAGGUCAGCACUAGAGACGUUUAGAUUUGGGAGCACUUUGGAUUAGGAAAUGCCCAGUCUGUUUCCUACUAAGUAUCAAGUUCCAAUAUUUGACAAUUAGCAGUGCACAUUGUGUUUUUAUUGAGGGCUUUAAGAAAUUAGCUACAGAUGGUUCUGCUGUUUUGAUCUGGGCACUUCCCCAGCACUGCAACCUUUGGUGAGAAGCAUAGGUUGCUUUCCUACUACCCAGUGUAUUAUCUUUUUGCUGCCGAGACUGAAUACCUGACAAAAAGAACUCAAAAAUGUUUAUCAUGGUUCAGAGCACCAUGGCAGGGAAGGUGUGAGGACAGAGUUGAGGUUGAGGGUCACACUGUAUCCAGAUGGGAAGUGGAGAGCAAAGAAUUCUGAUGCCCAGCUCAUGUUCUCCUUUAUUCAGUACUGGAUCCCAGUACAUGGAAUGGUACUGCCCACAUAGAGUGGGCCUUCCCACCUCAAGCAGCAUAAUCUAGAAACUUCCUUCACAGACAUGCCAAGGUCUUUCUCCUAGCCAGGUUUAAAUCCUGUCAAGUUGAUAACGGCCAUGAAAUGGGGCAAAGGUGGCAGUCAUUCAUUUCAUCUGGCAGGAUGUCUGAUAGUUUGAAUGGCAUGUUGCCUUUAUUUUGGACUAAUAAGAUCAUUGUCUGACUUUAUCACUACUUCAGGGUGACUGAGGUUUAGUGUCCUGGUCCUGUUUACAUCAGCAGAGUAACAGGGCAGGCACUGCUGAGUGCUGACGAACUGUGCUAAGAGAGUUCCUAAGUCUGGAGUAGGGUGACUGACACUGUUGCUGAGCUCACUGCCCACGGGAGGAGCCCAUGGAUGGGCCUGACUGUAGCAGCCUGCUGGGUAGGCCAAUAUCCAGGACUGGCACAACCAGUAUUAGUUCCUAUAACUGUGUUUUAUGCAACAGCACUUUCAAAAGCAAAACUGAGUAGGAGUCUUCAGUUAAGGACCCAACUCUCAGGAAUGUCAACAAUUGGUUGGAUAAAGCAAAGGGAAAAAAGGAAGAUGUGUUACAAAGUCCAGGUAUAGAAGAUAAGGAAGUGAGUGUCCGUCUGAUUGUGGUCAAAGACAUCAGAAGAGCAAAUGUAUGAUGGACAGAGGAAGCAGAGCUGGGAAAGAUGGAGAAAUGUUUAUGAGAGAAUUUGGGUGAGCUGAGAGAGGCCAAGGACAGACAGUUGCAAGUGGCAGAACCAGCAAGUGGUUAAUCCUAGUGAAAGUAACUGGCCAUGCAACAAGUGGAAAGAUCUUACUCAGGUAGGCGGCUGAAACUAAAGGUUGGAAAAAAGCUUCCUUAACUCUGUUGGGUUACACAUGGGAGCAGCAAGCCAAAGGAACCCCCUAAGAGGCAUGCAGCCUGGCAUUUCUGUUCAUUCACCAACCAUUAAGCUGCCGUGUAGUUAAGAAAAAGAUGGAUGGAGCUGGGUUGAUAGCAGAGACAGUUCAGUAAGUGACUUUCAUGCAAGCUGAAGACCUGAGCUCAGAUCUCUUGUGCCAGAAUAAAUAGCCCAGCAGAGUAGCUCAAUCCUAGUGCUGAGAGGCAGGAGGAUCACUGAGGUCUGCCAGCCAGCUUGUCAGUUAAAGUAAGCCCCAUAUUCAGAGAAACUGUGCAUCAGAAAGUGAGGUGGAAGGAGAUGCCACAUGACAUGGAUCUCUGACCUUCCCAAAAACUCACACAUACUCCUCUCCUCCCCCAAUAAAAACGAUGCUUACAAACUGACAAAAUGGAAAAACCAUUUUACCCAUUGAACUCAAUAAAGUAACAAUAACUUGUAUAUAUACUAAUUUGAAGUACUUUUACUAAGCACCAAGAACAGUUUCUAGUAAUUUCACCACCACCUUUAUUAUUAAAAACCAGCCAAAAUAUAAGAAGUUUAUUUAGGUCUUAGCUAAGAAUCCAUGAAAUGUAAAGCUGCUGGUCAGUACUUCGUAAAGUGGGUGGUUUCAGGGGUUUGGGAAACGGAUCUCGUGGAGCCUACAACAGUCUCAAACUCUGAUCCUCCUUCCUCUACCUCCAAAUGCUAGAAUAAAACAUGCCACCAUGCCCAGCCUACAUUUUUCAACACUGCUUAACCUAUAUAUUCCAUUAAGGGGACUUGAUGGCCUCAGGCUGGCUCUCAUUAGUCGCUGAGCUAUACAUCACACAAUCAAGCACACACAUGGAAAUAGGAAGAUCUUGCAUAAUUAAGGAAGUGCCUAAUUCUCACAGGCAUACUACAGAGCAAGUAACACAGAGACAGCCACAAUGGAUAAGUUAUGAAAGUUGACAGAAUUAAAAAAAAAAAAAAAAGGCUAUGCCUU
Molecule: messenger RNA, 6895 nt
Organism: Alexandromys fortis (reed vole)
Lineage: Eukaryota; Metazoa; Chordata; Mammalia; Rodentia; Cricetidae
Gene: Fam184b
Product: family with sequence similarity 184 member B
Exons: 16
Source: RefSeq, a predicted model, not a curated record